UCUCGUGCAGGCUCGGGUGCAGCUGGGGUCUUGCGGUCGGAAAAAGCGCCAAGUUCUGCGCACAUUGCGUGGUUUAUCAAAUUGUUUUCCAAAUAGACUAUGAAAUUGAAUAAGCUAUCGAAGAAAGCGAAAAUAAAGUAUAACAUGACUCAAUAAGGUGAGUAAACUAAAGUGGUUGGAUAUAUUUUGGUUAACUGGCCUUGCUAACAACUAAACCGCCCGGUGUUGUCGCUUUUUUUCCCCCCUCACUCACUGCGUAGCAAGAUGGCUAGCUAGCUAGCUGGCACGCUAACAUGAUGGUAGUUAGUUAGAUAAUUAUAACUUAGAAAUUACAUAUGACCAAAUUUUGUAAACGGCAUGUGUUGGUAAAUAGCUAACGUUACUUCGUUAGCUCGACGUUAUUGACAACCAGCUCAGCUUUUGUAUUUUGGUUAUCUUAAGUUAGCCUGCUAGGCAACCCAUCUGGUGCUAGCAGCGAGCUAGCUAACUUAGUUAGCUAGAUGAACUGAAUGCAUUUGCCACGAAGUUAGUCCUGUAGUCUAUCUAGUCAACAAACAAGUUAGUAUCAGCGUUGUUCACUUUUCUUUUUGCCAGUUAACUAUCUGAGAGGGAGGGAGCACAAACUUGAUAACGAAAUUCACCCAGUCUCACUUUCGCUCUGUUGCCAGUGUGGAGCGCUGUUGUGUUGGCUGUGUAUCAUAAAUUACUAAAGACGGUCGAAGAUGCCCGGCCUACAGGGCGAUGGCGCGGCUCUUGGGAGCCCCAUCAAAAAGAGCAAACUAUCUCUGAAGUUUUUCCAGAAGAAGGAUACGAAGCGAGCAUUGGACUUCUCUGAACCUCAAGUAGAGGAACCAAAACCAGCCCCAGUUGAACCUGAGGAUCCUGCAAGGUGAGUAACAGUUUUGACCAGGUAACUAAUGAUAAAAUAAAGGCUGACAAUGCAUUUCCACAACACGAUGGGGGUGAUCAAACAACGUAGCCCAGUUCAAUUUCAAUGGAGGAAAGUGAAGUGUGCGAUGGGAGCUGAACAGUGUGGGACCGAAACAGAACUUUAAGCAAAUGUUCCAAUAAUGCGACGCUAUUGAGCAAUCAAAGCUCACUAUAGCUUCCAGACAAUACAGGAUUGGCUGUUGAUACCUAGCCUGCUUGCUAGCACCCACAUGAGGGCGAAGUUAGAGUGGCUAUUCUAAUGAUCAUGUUUUGUGGAAAUCCCUUCUGAGGUAGCAUCUUGUUCGCACCGCCCACUCAAUUUAAAGUACUGUGUGAAUUGGCAACUAUUUUAAAUAUCUCCUCAGAUGUUCUUAGGAAUAUGGUUUUGAGAACCUUUCAUUGUAUUCAUUAUUUUCUAGCUGUGACCAGGUUGUGCCAAUCCCACUGCCUGGACAUGCCCCGUGUCCAACCUCUCCCAUCCGCCCCAGUGAUAAUGGAGAGGAGACCCUGGUGCCCUUUGUUGGGCUCAAUAACCUGGGAAACACCUGUUACCUGAACAGUAUUCUACAGGUGUGGUAUUUCAUUCUCAACAGCUGCAUCAUGCCAUCAACAUUUUGAUAACAGUAUAGGUAGGCUCAUUAUUAUCAUACUAAAUAGUUUAGAAAUGAAACUUUUCUUUAUCACCAACCCAGGUAUUGUACUACUGUCCUGGGCUCAGAGAUGGCAUCAAGAACCUCUACAAUUUGUCCAAAACAAGGGACAAGCAAAAGGAAGAGGCUGCUAAUAGUGAUGAGGUAUGUUACCUAUGUACAACAAUGUGAGGUUGACCAUGCGGUUGGAUUUUAACAGUGAGGAGGAGACAGCAGUUCUUUACUUUUCUUGCACAGUGAGGCUUUUAUUAAAGGUGAGGAAUAAACAGGCGCCCAAUAUUUACAGAAAUAACAAACUGGUCAAAGAGCAACAAAGAACAAACUGAAUCAUAUUAGCUUGUUCAAGAGAGAACCCAAGAUUCAAUCAUGCCUGAAAAAUCUGGCAGCAUGUCGACCUGUUCCCUGUCUGUCUCCCUAAAACUAAUGGUGGACGACUCCAGGAUUUUUGGAGUCUACUCCUGUGGUUGGAGUCGAAGUAGUUAACUCUUGCUCGACUCCCAAAACACUCUGAAACGGAUGUGCACACCAUCUAAUUAUUGCAGUCCUACUAGGAAGACGACAUUUCAGUUUAAGAAGACCGACAUGAGCAUGAUGCUGCCCAUUUGCUCAUCAAUUUAGCCAAUAAAAGGCCUAUUUUGUUAGAAUAAAGAAGGUGAUGUGUAGGAACUCAAAUAUUUCAGUGAUAUUUCUGCGGUGCGCAGCAGCCUUGACGGAUCCCAUGGGAUGAUGCGGUGCACUCUACUUUGAUAAGCCUAUUCUUUGCCAUGUUUUAGCCCUAUUCGGACAGGUAUUACAAGACGUUGGUUAUGUAAUUAUUAUCCAAGCAUGUGCGUUAUUCCAGAGGAUUCACACAGGAUUCGUUUUUUCCAAACUGCCCCCUGUAAUUCGUAUUUUUUUCAAAUUAAAUUGACUCAUGACGAAAACUAGGAGGUUUUGAUUCUAGCCGUGAAGAUAUUUCAACGUCAUGUCUAGAUGAUAAUAAUAGACCACUGAACUAGGAUUGGGCAGGGUCCAGAUUUUCAUAUUGUCAUACCGUCCUUCUCUCAUCCCAAGAUUUACUGGUUUAGUACACAAGGGGGCAUAAAAAACCCCCGCAAAAAGGCCCAUUGGGCAUCAGUUACCAGAAUUCUAACGAAAUUAGCACAAGUAAUAGCGAAUUUCCAUGGAGGCUGCUAGCUAAAUAUGCUAAGGAGCGCAAACAAAAAUAAACAAAUUGCAAAGAUAGCCAAUCCAGCUCAUAAAGUUAUACAUAUAUAGGUAGGAGCUACCGAAUGUCAUUUUUGGUGAGUUUGGACAUUUACAAGCAAAUGUGAAUGAGCCGUUGUGCAAAUGAACAAAGUUUUGAUGCUUGCUUGUCUGAAGGAAGGAUAGUACUGGCUCUGGAGCAGAAUGUGUACAUGCUGUGUCUGUGUUGAGUCGCUAGGGCAACGUGCCUGCCUGCUCUGCUCAGAUAAGAGGGGGGAGGAGCAGACAGGCCGAUAAUGGAGAGGAGAAAAAAACGCAAGGAAAUCAAGAUACUUUUGGUCAUGUAGUGUAUGUGGACACCUGCUCGUCGAACAUCUCAUUCCAAAAUCAUGGGCAUUAAUAUGGAGUUGGUCCUACCUUUGCUGCUAUAACAGCCUCCACUCUUCUGGGAAGGCUUUCCACUAGAUGUUGGAACAUUGCUGCGGGGACUUGAAACAGCCCCAGACUAUUAUUCCUCCUCCACCAAACUUUACAGUUGGCACUAUGUAUUGGGGCAGGUAGCGUUCUCCUGGCAUCCGCCAAACCCUGAUUUGUCCGUCGGACUGCCAGAUGGUGAAGCGUGAUUCAUCACUCCAGAGAACACAUUUCCACUGCUCCAGAGUCCAAUGGCGCUGAGCUUUAUACCACUCCAGCUGACACUUGGCAUUGCGCAUGGUGAUUUUAGGCUUGUGUGCGGCCGCUCGGCCAUGGAAACCCAUUUCAUGAAGCUCCCGACAAACCGUUAUUGUGCUGACGUUACUUCCAGAGGCAGUUUGGAACUGUGUAGUGAGUGUUGCAACCGGGGACAGACAAUUUUUACGCGCUAUGCUCUUCAGCACUCGGCUUUCCCGUUCUGUGAGCUUGUGUGGCCUACCCCUUCACGGCUGAGCCGUUGUUGCUACUAGAAAUUUCCACUUCACAAUAACAGCACUUACUGUUGACCGGGGCAGCUCUAGCAUGCAACAAUUUAAACUAUUUUAUUGAGUUACAGUUCAUAUAAGGAAAUCAGUCAUUUUAACUAAAUUCUUUAGGCCCUAAAUCUAUGGAUUUCACAAGACUGGGAAUACAGAUAUGCAUCUGUUGGUCACAGAUAUACUGUACCUUUUAAGAAAAGGUAGGGGCGUGGAUCAGAAAACCAGUCAGUAUCUGGUGACCACCAUUUACCUCAUGCAGCGUGACACUUCUCCUUUGCAUAGAGUUGAUCAUGCUGUUGAUUGUGGAAUGUUGUCCCACUCCUCUUCAAUGGCUGUUCGGAGUUGCUGGAUAUUGGUGGGAACUGGAAAACGCUGUCGUACACGUUGAUCCAGAGCAUCACAUGCUCAAUGGGUGACAUGUCUGAGUAUGUAGGCCAUGGAAGAACUGGGACAUUUUAAGCUUCCAGGAAUUGUACAGAUCCUUGCGACAUGGGGCCGUGCAUUAUCAUGCUGUAACAUGAGGUGAUGGCGGCGGAUGAAUGGCACGACAAUGGGCCUCAGGAUCUCGUCAUGUUUUCUGUGCGUUCAAAUUGCCAUCGAUAAAAUGCAAUUGUGUUCGUUGUCUGAAGCUUAUGCCUGCCCAUACCAUAAGCCCACCGCCACCAUGGGGCGCACUGUUCACAACGUUGACAUCAGCAAACCGCUCGCUCACACGAUGCCAUACACGCUGUCUGCUAUCUGCCUGGUACUGUUAAAACCGGAAUUAAUCUGUGAAAAGCACACUUCUCCAGCGUGCCAGUGGCCAUCGAUGGUGACCAUUUGCCCACUGAAGUCGGUAACGACGCCGAACUGCAGUCAGGUCAAGACGAUGGUGAGGACGACGAGCACGCAGAUGAGCUUCCCUGAGACCGUUCCUGACAGUUUGUGCAGAAAUUAUUCGAUUGUGCAAACCCACAGUUUCAUCAGCUAUCAGGGGGGCUGAUCUCUGACGAUCCCGAGUGGCGCAGUGGUCUAAGGCAGCUACUCGCAGUGCUAGCUGUGCCACUAGAGAUCCUCGUUCGAGUCCAGGCUCUGUCGCAACCGGGAGACCCAUGGGCAGCGCAAAAUUGGUCCAGCGUCGUCCAAGGUAGGGGAGGGUUUGGCCGGCAGGGAUGUGGGUUCGUUUCCCACGGGGGCCAGUAUGGGGAGAAAAAAUAAUAAUUUAUGCACUCACUAAUUGUAAGUCGCUCUAGAUAAGAGCGUCUGCUAAAUGACUUAAAUGUAAAUGUGAAGAAGCCGGAUGUGGAGGUCCUGGAUUGGUGUGGUUACACUUGGUCUGCGGUUGUGAGGCCGGUUGGACGUACUGCCAAAUUCUCAAAAUGAUGUUGGAGGCGGCUUUUGGUAGAGAAAGGAACAUUAAAUUAUCUGGCAACAGCUCUUGUGGACAUUCCUGCAGUCAGCAUGCCAAUCACACGCUCCCUCAAAACUUGAGACAUCUGUGGCAUUGUGUUGUGUGAAAAAAAUAAAAAAUAAUGUGUAGCCUUUGUAGGGUCUGACCCCAAUUAGUCAACUGGUUGAUUGUUUGGUCAAUAGGGUGUUAGUCGUCCAAUUAUUUUUUAAAAUUGUCACAGUAGCAAAUGUAUGUACACUACCAGUCAAAAGUUUGGACAUACCUACUCAUUCAAAGGUUUUUCUUUAUUUUAACUAUUUUUUUACAUUGUAGAAUAAUAGUGAAGACAUCAAAACUAUGAAAUAACACAUAUGGAAUCAUGUAGUAUCCAAAAAAAAAUGUUAAACAAAUCAAAAUAUAUUUUAUAUUUGAGAUUCUUCAAAUAGCCACCCUUUGCCUUGAUGACAGCUUUGCACACUCUUGGCAUUCUCUCAACCAGCUUCACCUGGAAUGUUUUUAGUUGUUGGCUUUAUGUAGGCUAUUUUUACAUAGGCCUAGUUGACAAUGGCAAUAGAAGUUACUUUUUAGGUUUGUAUCAUUUUCAUUUGGAUAGACUUGAUUAAGCACAUGGCAGAUCAGUAUCAAUGGUAAGAAAAAUUGGCAUUCCACAUGAGAAAGGUUGCCAACUCCUCAUGUAGUCUAUUCCCGGCAACUUCAGGAGAGUAAUGGCAGAAUCUGCUAAAGCCAGCAGGAGCGAGAGGAGGGUGUGCAAAACUGUCAUCAAGGCAAAGUGUGACUACUUUGAAGAAUCUAAAAUAUGAAAUAUAUUUUGAUUUGUUUAACUUUUUUAGGUUACUACAUGAUUCCAUGUGUUAUUUCAUAGUUUAGAUGUCUUCACUAUUAUUCUAACAAUGUAGAAAAUAGUAAAAAUAAAGAAAAACCCUUGAAUGAGUAGGUGUGUCCAGACUUUUGACUGGUACUGUAUAUAUACAUACAUACUUUUGGUGAAUUUACAAGGCAUUGCGAGAUACAGAUUACCAAGCUAUAGCCUAUGCGCACGGUUCCAACAGUCUGUCUGCCCCGUUCCUCGCUGGCUCGCCUGCUCUUUCUCUUUGCUAUGAAAAACACUAGUGUGUGUCUGGUCUUCAGUCUGCUGCGUGUAGAAUAGCUCAUCCUACUCAUUUAUAGUCCCUACUUUAGUGAACUUGCGCGAGACAUUGCAAGCCAUGAAAUUGCCUAGGUACAGCAUUGCGAUAGCCUAUACAUCUUUUGAUUACCGAUGCAUGGUUCUGAAUGUCUGCCUGGUGGCUGACAUGCCUGCCUGGCUGUGCCCUCUCUCUCGUUAGCUGUGAAAGAUGCAAGAGUUUGUUCUCGGAAGUAACUUACGGCAACUAGUUUCCUCCGUUGCAAAAAUACUGAAUCUUAGGAGUAGAUCGGACUACCCAUCAUGCAAUAGCCAAUGAGAGUCAGUUUCACAUCAGUAAACGCAAUUAACAUUACAAUGCACAAAUUACAAUCCAGAGAUUAAAGGUCAUAAUCAUGCAUACAUUUAUACCAGCACACAUCUCAAUAAAGGUGCUAACCCCUCAGAAUAUUAAAUAAAUACAUGAGCUUUUCGUAAAUAGUGUCUGGUUAUUAUAAUCCAGCAAGACUGUAGGUUCCCUAUGAUGUUUCCAAUAUAGAGAUGCGUUUUUAAGACUACAGUCACCAUGUGCUUCAGUUACACUGUCGUCAAUGCUGCCUGUACUAGCGUGUUUAAAUCUUUUGAACGUAGAGCAUAUGAAUACUAUAAUAACAGUAAUCACUCUUUCUUCCUCAGCAGACGGAGAGUCCAGAGGAGGCGGUGCCGGUGCACAUGGAACUGCUGGGUAGUUUCCACAGUCUGAUCACCUCAGUGGAGCAGCUCCAGUCCAGCUACCUGCACAACCCUGACAAGUACAGUGAUGGGGAGCUGGCCACACCUCCACGCAAACUACUAAACACACUCAGGUCAGACCCCAGCACUACAGCAAGGCCCUGCAAUACUGGGUCACAUUCAUUAGGCAGAAUAUUCUGAUAUUAUGGUGGUUUAUGGGUGGAGCGAUGAUAUAGAACACCAGGGUUUUAGCUUUACAGAAAACCUCCUCAAAUCAGGGUUUCAACAUCCUUGAACAAGAUGUUUGGUAUUGUAUUUGACUGACUGAUGGUUGUGUGUUUACAGACAGCUGAACCCCAUGUACGAGGGCUACCUACAGCAUGAUGCCCAGGAGGUGCUGCAGUGCAUCCUGGGAUACAUCCAGGAGGCCUCAGAGACCAUCAGGAAGGAACAGGAGGGUGACCAGGACAAUGAUGUCAUAGAGGUCAAGCCAGACAGUGCCUCUCCUGUGGGCACCAACGGCGCUUCAACAGAGGAGCAGGCCAAAACUUCAGAAACAUCCCUUGACGAUGACGGCCAAACCAGUGGUAAGAGGAAGAGCGAUACAGAGGCAGGCAACGCCAAGAAGAAGCCCAAAUCCAAGAAUGCUGUUGUGGCCGACGAUGGCAAACCCCUCACCCGCUCCAAGAGGAAGUUCUCCGGUGGCAUCACUGUAGCGCCAAAAGACAAAGGUGAAGAAGAGGGGGAGAAAAAGCAGGAAGAUAAGGGAGAGAAGGAGGAAAGCGACGUGGAGGGGAAAGGAGAGGUAGAGGUGGCCCCUAAAGAGGCGGAGGUGAAGAGGAAGAAGAGGCCCAAGCUGAGCUGGCUGAGGCCCUCAGGGAAGCAGCCCAGUAUCUUCUCUAAGUUCAUGACCAUGGGACGGAUCAGCUGCCACACAGGGGGGAAGACGGAGACGGCCAAACCUGGCCAGGAGGAGACAGGUCCUAGCCAACCUCAGGAGAAUGAUUGUGGGGAACGCGGGAUGAACCCUCAGGAGAAGGUAACAAAAGUGCCUGGGGAGGAGAAAGCUAAAAGUGAAGGUGAGUUUAUAGUUGUUGAAUCAUGCUGUUGGAAACAAACUUGGUCAUCGAUCAUGUCCUGUCUGUCACAGGUUUUGUGCCCUUGCUUUAGCCAUUGUUUUGUCUGUUAUUAUGUUGAACGCUGACUGUCCCCUCUCCCUCUCUCCUGUCCAGAGUGCCUGGGUGUGGACUUGAUGGAGCGUCUGUUCCAGGGCCGACUGGUGUUGAGGACACGCUGUCUGGAGUGUGAGUGUUACACUGAGAGGAGAGAAGACUUCCAGGACAUCAGUGUCCCAGUGCAGGAGGAAGAACCCUGCAGCCCAGACAGCAGCUCAGAGGGUAAGGAGAGUUGUGUACACACUCACACGGUGUUCUUGUAUAAAAGGGCAAGUUCUGCAGCGCUAGACUGAACUAUACACACAAGGCACAUACAUGAACAGUCACCACACAAACAAGCUGUCAAAGAUCAGCCGAAGCACAACGCUGUCUCACAAAUGUCUAUCCUCUCCUGUUCCAACUACCUCACCCAAACCCCAGUCUCCCCUGAUCCCAAACCGGCGCUGAAGACUCUGAAGUGGGCCAUCUCCCAGUUUGCCUCAGUGGAGAGGAUUGUAGGAGAGGACAAGUACUUCUGUGAGACCUGCCACCACUACACAGAGGCUGAGAGGAGUCUCCUGUUUGAUAAAACCCCAGAGGUCGUCACCAUCCAUCUCAAGUGCUUCUCAGCCAACGGGUUAGAGUGAGUCUUUAGUAAUAGUUUCCUCAGAGCCUGUCUGUCACAACAUCAAAAUCCACACAAUCCGAUACAACACAUGAAUGUAAUACCGUAUUAAUACAAUGGCACAUGGUAAGCAGAUCUCAGGAAAAUUAGGGACCUCUCCAUCAUGUUACCCAGCACGUGUAAACUGACUCCCUCUGUUGUUCAGGAUGGACCCGUACGGUGGCCUCUCAAAGGUGAACACCCCCCUACAGACCCCUCUGAAGCUCUCCCUGGAGGAGUGGUGCACUCACCCCUCAGCCACUGCCACCGGCGGGAAGCACUACCAGCUGUUUGCUGUGGUCAUGCACAGCGGGGUCACCAUCUCCAGCGGACACUACACCACUUACGUCAGGAUGAUGGACCUUAAGGACACCAAGGUCUGCCUGCCCGAGGGGGAUGAGAAGCAGGUAGAAGAGGAGUGUGGUGAGAAAGUGCACGGUCCGCAACCCAAAGAAGAGGUGCUGGAUUAUGAUGAUGGGGAAGUGUCCUUCAGUCUCCAUGGUAAAACAGGACAGAGUGGUGCUGUGAAUACUAACUCCGCUAGCACCACCAACACCAGUAAGAUGGGCUCCAAGAAGGCUUCAGAGGGGGUGGGACUCCUGGGGGGCCAAAGGAGCCUGUCCAGCUAUGACCUAGGGGGCAACAAGCAGACAACCAACCCAGACAAAGCUGCCUCUACUGGGGCAGAGAGCACUGCCACCAGAUCAUCCAGACGGACCUCCAGUGCCCCGGGACACAGCGGUAGUGGAGGGGUUAAGAAGGAGGGUGAGGGGGGCGAGGAGGCCUCUGUGGCUGGGUGUGAGGGGGCUGGGGUGGCUACGGAGCAGGCCCUAAGCAGCCUGCUGCAGUAUGAAGGGAAGUGGAUGCUGUUUGACGACUCUGAGGUGCGUCUGUUUGAGGAGGAGGACUUCCUGAGAGCCUGUUCUCCAGAAACCUGCUCCACAUCUACCCCAUAUCUUCUGUUCUAUAGGAGGGUC
Molecule: messenger RNA, 9737 nt
Organism: Coregonus sp. 'balchen'
Lineage: Eukaryota; Metazoa; Chordata; Actinopteri; Salmoniformes; Salmonidae
Source: the annotation of a GenBank genome assembly